Phytomonas sp. EM1 is the source of this 627-nucleotide messenger RNA. Lineage: Eukaryota; Euglenozoa; Kinetoplastea; Trypanosomatida; Trypanosomatidae. The record is from the annotation of a GenBank genome assembly.
AUGUGUGAAACCAAUGGUAGUAAUGCGAACGGUAUAGUAUUUCUAGGAUCUGGUCGUCGAAACAUUGUCCUUGGGGUUUGUACUUCAGAGCUUCAAAAAUUGUGUAUUCUCCCAUUUUCGAAGAAUCCUUACGAAAUCGCGUUUCCAUAUCAUGUCGCCUUACGCAUCAGCGAUACCCCUCAAAGGGAAUGCGAGGAAUGCGCCAGAGCUCUGAAGUCGUUUGUUGGGAGUCGAAUAAUUAUUUCCAUGACACCGGAAUUAAGAGCCCAUCUCUCGGCGAGGGUAUCGCCGAACCAUCUUGUCUUGCUGAAUAGCGCAACCGAAGUGAUGCUGCUUUCUAAUUUUACUGUCAAUCCGGCGGCCCUCCUCCACCGUCCAUGUACGGGCUUCCCCUUUCCUCGUGCGGGCACAUGCGCGGGGCUGACUGCCGACUACACGAUCGAGAUCAAGCCCAAGAGCGCGUGGCGGCGGCCGCGGGUGAUUGGCAUCGAGGUAGACGGCCAGGCCCACUUCCUCCACCCCCUCAAGCGCACCCACUGCCGCUACGCCAUGAUGCCGGGGCUACCGGCUCGCGCGGGAGGGGCUUGGCGCCGCGGCCGCGACGGAAGGGGCGGCGUACUGCCCUAA